AUGGUUGACUUGACUUGGCUCAAGGACAAGCUGAAGGAACAUGCCUUGGCCCAAGCAGAACUCCUUAAACGCCAGGAAGAACUAGAAAGAAAAGCAGCAGAAUUAGAUCGUCGGGAACGAGAAAUGCAAAACCUCAGUCAACAUGGCAGAAAAAAUAAUUGGCCACCUCUUCCUGGCAAUUUUCCUGUUGGACCUUGUUUCUAUCAGGAUUUUUCUGUAGACAUUCCUGUAGAAUUCCAAAAGACAGUAAAAAUUAUGUACUACUUGUGGAUGUUCCACGCUGUAACGCUCUUUCUGAAUAUCUUCGGCUGCUUGGCUUGGUUUUGUGUUGAUGGUACGAGAGGGGUUGAUUUUGGACUGAGUAUCCUGUGGUUCUUGCUUUUCACGCCGUGUUCCUUUGUCUGUUGGUACAGACCACUUUACGGAGCUUUCAGGAGUGACAGUUCAUUCAGAUUCUUUGUGUUCUUCUUCGUCUAUAUUUGUCAGUUUGCUGUACAUGUACUCCAGGCUGCAGGAUUUCAUAACUGGGGCAAUUGCCAAACAUGGCCUAUGGUACAUGGACUAUAUCGCACCACAGGUGCGAGUUUUGAGAAGGCCCAGCAGGAGUUUGCGACAGGUGUGAUGUCCAACAAAACUGUCCAGACUGCAGCCGCCAAUGCAGCGUCCACUGCGGCAACUAGUGCUGCUCAGAACGCAUUCAAGGGUAACCAGAUGUAGGGCGUUCCCAACAGCACACUGUUACCUUCUGACUGUACUUUGUCUCGUUACUGUAUUCUAUAAAUAUUUUUAUGUUCAAAACACACAAGGGACACAGUGCAUGUAUAGUUCCUGUUCACUUGUGCAUGGGCGAAAACCAGAAAAACUUCCUGUCUUAUUUACCUAAUCAUUUUCUUAAUAUCUCAGUGCCCCUUGCAGGAAAAAAAAUUAUAUGCUAAAUAAAUAUUCUCCAUAUUUUUUGGGGGAUGAAUGUUCAGCGAAUUAUUUCAGUGGUGACACGCUGAAAUUAAUAUGUACUUAUGAUUCAACAUGCACCUAGUCUUAGCCGCCGUAGCUCUCUCAGUAAUCUUUAUUCAUAAGGAUUGCCCAGUGGAGCAGUAAAGUAAAAACUGCAUUCCUUAUUUCCCUGUGUAUGCUGAUAGAAAUAGGGCAGUGGGAAUUUUAAAUUGGAGACUUGGGAAAUUUUAAAUUGGCUGGACUUUUAGGAAUUUCAGCCACCAGUGAAAAGGCUGUGUGAAUCUCAUAGAUUAUGUACACUUUACCUGCUUUGUGUUUUCCUUUUCAAAAGUAGUUGAUAUUUUGCUAUCAAUCUCUGGUCUUGCAUGGAUACUGAGUUUCUUAAUUGAUGUAGUGUUUUGGGUUCUGCACUGCUCUGGUGGUUGGAUUGGAGUUUUUGCUUGUUUGUAAUUUGUGGAAUCAUAGAAAUGACUUUGAGUAAUAGUUUUUUUUUGAGUAAAAAUGGGUCAGAGUGCAAUAUGAGAGUUUAAUAGAACAGGCAGUGCAUUAUCCAAAGGAAAAGGAAGAUAGUCAAUGGAGUAGAACUUAGUGAUAAGAAUUCAUUUUUUAAACAAAGUUUCAGUAUUCAUAUAAUAGAAAGAUAUUACCGUAUGGAAACUUUGGUAUAUUUUUGUGGUUUUUUUAAUUGAAUUGGGAAUGUGUUUGGCAGCUCUGUGUUUUAGUUUAGGUUUGGUUUUUUGUUUUCCGUUUUUGGUGUAAUUUGUAAGAGGUACUAAGGUCUUACUUAGCUUCUUGUCCAAAAUGAGCAAACAGUAUUUAAGGCAUUUUUCUUUUAGCCUGUCAUCGCUCAUGAUAUUAAAAAAAAAAAAGACCCUCACAUCGCACAUAUACUUGAAUUCCAGAUGUGUCUCAUCUUUCUGGUUUUGAGACAGAUUGAAAACAUGGAAAAUUUGAAACAUGGACAGAUUAAAAAUAAUAGAAAAACACUUUGUACCAAGGGAAAAAACAAUAGUUAAGUACAUUGAUUAUGAGAGAAACAUAUUUAAAAUUGUGACUAUGUCCUGGUGGUGGAGUGGUUACGUAUUGGGCUGCUACCUUUAAGGUCAGCAGUUUGUUAUCCCUAGCCACUUUGUGGGGAGACACGGGGCUGUCUCCUCCCAGACCCAGUUGCUGUCUCUGGAGCCCCCGGGGCAGGUCUGCCCUACCCUGUCCAGGUGGCUAGGAGUUGGCAUGGACUGAUGGGCAGUGGGUUUACCAGUUCACUCUUAUGGCCCUCUUGGGUUUAAACUUCUGGUCUUUCUUAAUGCUAUCAAAUGACUCACAGUUCUGUGUAAAGGAAUACUCCUGUAUUUUGGAAGUCUUUAACAAAUUUAAGAUUGCAGAAGGAUAGUAGUGAUUUAUUCAAAUUGAUUCUGAAUAAGGGUAUUGUACUGGGUUGUAUUAUUUGAAACAGCAAAUCCUUCAAAAACAGGUGAUUAUGUCACUUUCCUUCACCUUCCCAAAUAGAGUUGAAGUGAACUCCAGGCUGAGGCGGGGAGGAUGAGGAAGUGGGUCUCUGUCUGUGAAGAAACAUGCGUGGUACUUGCUACCAUGGAUCAGUCCAGAUGGUGCUUACAUUUGAUUUUUCAGGGGCUUUAUUGAAAUAAUAUACUUUGAAGAAAGUGAUCUUCUGAAGAAGAUAGGGUUCAGAAUAUGAAAUCUGAAGCUGUUUUCACGAACAUUUCUGAUGAGUGAUCAUCUUUACCCCUAUUCUCAACCAAGUCACUUCACGCUUUCCAUGUGAUCUUAUGAUUGGGAAGUUGUUUCGUCAAUAUGCAGUCAUUCAAACAGUCAGCAUCCAAUACAACAUCACCCGUGUUCACCAUUACUUUAUACCCCUGGGUUUUUUCCCCUUUGAAGUAUAAAUAAAAUAUUUAGAGAAACUUUUGAAAAAUAUCAAAAUACAUUUCUUUUUCUUCAGAAUAGAAAUGUUUCUGUGACGCAGAAACCCUCCAAAGUAGCAUUGCUACUUAUCAAUCCACAGUUACAAGCAAAGUGUCCUGUGUGCACAAGGAGAUUGGUCUUCUAAACUACCGUUAUCGGGGCUAUUUUAAUACAAGUUGGUGGGAUAAGACGUUUUUGGUUUAAUAAACUUCGUUGUGCAUUGAAAUCAUGGUGACGCUGACAGUUUGAUCAGAUAUAAAAGAGGCUCUCAACUCUUGUAACCCCUGGUCUCUGAACAGUAAUUACAGUAAUCAAUCAGUAAGUCACAUUUUCAUUCAGCAAAAGAUGGCAUUUGUUAACGCUUCAUAUUUCGUACUAAGUGACCCAGGAUCACAGUCAGGAGCAGGUAUCACAGAGUGGGCCUCCACGUCACUUUCAGUUUGCAAUAUUAAAUCUCGGCAAUUCUAUUUCACAGUCAAGUUUGAACACUGGAAAAUCAUUGCUUCAUGAUUUGUAACCUGGGACUUGGAUUCUGUAUUGGGGUUGUUUGUAUAUUUUGUUGGUGAGUGAUCCUGUGCUGCUCUCCUGGUGACUGCCAUGGUUCUGUAUAAAUGCCCGCCAUCUGUUCCUCUAAUGUUGCAUGUUUUCAGUGGUUUGGAAGUUUUGUAUAUUUAUUGUAUUAACACAGAGUGUCAUAAAAUAAAAUGCUGUUUACUGGA
Molecule: messenger RNA, 3596 nt
Organism: Echinops telfairi (small Madagascar hedgehog)
Lineage: Eukaryota; Metazoa; Chordata; Mammalia; Afrosoricida; Tenrecidae
Gene: SCAMP1
Product: secretory carrier membrane protein 1
Exons: 7
Coding region: 1-717 (238 amino acids)
Biological process (GO): protein transport
Cellular component (GO): recycling endosome membrane; trans-Golgi network membrane
Source: RefSeq, a predicted model, not a curated record